AUGGGCGUCUGCGCUUCAUCUCCAACCAUCAAGCUCAAGAGAAAUGGAGGCAGAAGCAGUAGUGGACUAGAAGGAACAAGGGGAGACUUCAUCGGACGUCCAAAAGGGGUCGUCGUAAUCCACGUCGACAGUGAUCGGGUCAUUCGAGUGCAAGAGUUGAAGCAACCAAUCCAAGCCAGGCGGAUAAUCUCGCAGCAUCCCGACCAUGUUCUCUGCAACUCCGAGGCCAUGUCCGUCGGCACGUGCGCGCCUCACGUUCCCGGGGACGAGGUUCUCCAGCCGGGUCAAAUUUACUUUCUCAUGCCACUGCAGCAGGCCCAGAAUCCGCUUUCUUUGCCGGAACUAUGUGAUCUCGCGAUAAAGGCCAGUUCUGCAUUGGGGAAAAGAUGA
Argentina anserina (silverweed cinquefoil) is the source of this 390-nucleotide messenger RNA. RefSeq lists its product as uncharacterized. Bases 1 to 390 code for a protein of 129 amino acids. Lineage: Eukaryota; Viridiplantae; Streptophyta; Magnoliopsida; Rosales; Rosaceae. The record is from RefSeq and is a predicted model, not a curated record. The transcript has a single exon.